CGACUUGGAGGCGCACCGGCUCCACGGACGAGAAACACCGCACUAUGGCCUCGCUCUGAGCCUCCUCACACGACAGUGGUGUACGUACCGAACCGGCAAUCCGUCACCAUCGACGCCCUGAUCAUGGACCUACGGUCCAGAGGCUUUUUUCGGGGCCAUCGGAGUUGUCAGUAGUACUCCCAAAGUACUAUAUUAUUUGAUUUUGAGCACUGUCACUUUUGCACGUUCGGGGAUUUAAACCGAAGUGACAGCAGCAGCACUCACCCCGGCUGCCGGUUAGCUAACUAGCUCGCUAAGUCAUUAGCUAAGAAAAGGGCAACAUUUCUCUUUUGGAGUAAAGGACAAGGAAACUACAACACCACUACUUUCAGUAACAGAAGACUGAUCAGAGGCCGAUCCCCCGAGUUCACAUCUUACAACAUAUUCACUACUGAUUCCCGAAAGGCUGGCAACACAACGCCACCCUAAUGCAGAACCAUAAAAGAACGUGAAAUGAACAAACCACCACAGCCUAUAACGGGACCCAGUUCUGUCCCAAACCCUGCCCCUUCCCCUGGACUGACACAGGCCGCCUACGGCCCCGGGCAACCCCCUUCUCUUGUUUUUGCCACCCCUCCACCUCCACAAAUGAAUUCUGCACCACAGCCAAGACCGUUUGCUGCAGGGCCCCGUACUUUACACCAACAGGGUGGAUACAGAGCAUUACAGAAUUACUAUCAAAACCGACCAGCCAUGGCCACCAGUGCUCCAAGGGUACAGACAAGUAGUGGCCCUCGACCUGUUGGACCUACUCACGUCUACCCGCCCAGUUCCCAGAUGAUGAUGAUUUCCCAGCAGCAGUUGUCUUUUGCUGGCUCACCUCAGGGCUACUUCAUUCCCCCUCCUGGACAGUACCGGGCCCCAUACAUGCCUCCCACUCAGCAGUACCCUGUGACCAGUGGUGCACCAGGCUUCUAUGCAGGAACUAGCCCUGCUGAAUAUCCAACUUAUGAGCCCUCUCUUGCUGCGAGGGAGAGGCGGGGUGGUGGGGGGAGAGGAGGCGGGCGAGAGAACGGCCGUCUCUCUCUCCACGGUGCUCCUCUCACCUCCCAGCGCUACCCCGCAGGAGCAUACUACCCAGCUCAGGCGCAGUACUCUCCAUCUGUCCAGCCUGCACCGGUCAUGAUCAGCCCCGCCCAGCAGCAGCAACAAGCCCCGCCUCCUCAGCAGCCACCGGCACAGUCACAAGGCCCACCAAAGAGGGAACGCAAACCGAUAAGAAUACGAGACCCCAACCAGGGCGGGCGUGAUAUCACAGAAGAGAUAAUGUCAGGUGGAAGAUCCACCACCACACCGACUCCCCCACAGGCCUCCAUAGCAGAAGUAAGUCCUGCACAGACCAACGGUGAAGUUGUACAGUCUGCCACUACAGUGAUGAGAAAAGAUGAAAUCACGGAACCUCCCGCUAGCGCUGAGACCCCUCCACCUCCCGCCACAGUAAAUGCAGAGCCUGUGGUGGAGGCCAAACAGGAAACAGACAGCCAGGUGACACCGUCUGCUGAAUUAGCCACACAGUCUGUAGCUCCCACAGCUGCUACUGAGGUGCCAUCCCCAUCGAUAAAGGACCAGCAGACUCCCGCUUCCCUCCCUCCUGCAGUAGCAUCUACGGCUACUCCUGCUGAGGCGGUAACUAAAGACGAUACUAAAGUCGGUGACACGGUAGAUGCUCCCGUCGCCCCUUCAGCAUCAUUAGCAGCACAAGAGGCACCUGUCAAAAUGGAGGAACCACAGGCUGCCCCAGCUCCAGCUGAGAAGGCACCAGAAAAGGAGGAAAAGAAAACGGAGGAAGUGAAGAAAAUCGAAAAAGAGGAGCAGGUAGCCAGCUCCAAGUUAGAGCCUGCAGUUGAGGUUGCAGCAAUAGUUCCACCCGUUAAAGUGGCAAAAGAAGAAACGGCUACAAAGACAGAAACUGAAAUGUCUGAGCCUCCACCCUCUGCCCAGGAACCUGCUGCUCCACAGACCCAGACCGCUGCCCCGAGCUCUGCCCCCGAACCUGAACCCACACCGGCUGAAACAGCAGAGCCUCCUCUCCCCAAUGGCCUUCCUCAGCACAUUGAGGAACUGUCUGAGGACAUGGCAUUUCCAGACACUACACCCCUUGACAAGCCCGACGCUUCUCAAUCUCAGGAAUCCACACCUGUGGCUAAAACAGUAACACCAGCCCAGGAGGAGGAGAAGGAGGAGGAAGAGGAGGAGGAGGAGGUGGUGGUAGAGGAGAAAAAAGGGGAAGAGGUGAAAGAGAAAAGUGAGGAUGCCCCUCCCGCCUCUGUUAGCUCUAUAGAGGAAUCUACUAUGCAAGCUGCUACGUCUGUGCCAAAGAAGAGGAAGAACAUGAAGGAGCUCAACAAGAAGGAGGCCAUUGGAGACCUCCUGGAUGCCUUCACGGAGGAGCAGGAUGCCAAGCCCGCCUCUGAACCCUCGUCCACUCAGGCCGACCCUGUCCCUGCUGCUCCAGCUGAACCUCCCGCUGAGGCUGCAGAUGAGACCUGGGAAGAGAAAGAAGACAAGCAGAAUGCAGACCCAGACAGGGCCAAAGCCACACCUGAGCCAACUGAGCAGAAAUACCAGUACAAAGAAGAACAAUGGAAGCCGAUAGACCCAGAAGAGAAGAAGAGGUACGACAGGGAAUUCCUCCUGGGCUUCCAGUUCAUCAGCGCCAGUAUGAACAAACCUGAGGGCUUGCCCAUCAUCAGUGAUGUGGUCCUGGACAAGGUAAAUAAGACUCCGCUGCGGCCCGCUGACCCAGCUCGAAUGAUGAGCGUUGGCCCUGAUUUCACUCCCUCAUAUUUGGGGAAUCUUGGGAGCAGAUCAGUGGGAGGACCACGAGGCCCACCGCCCGGGCCACGUCGCUCUCAGCAGGGUCAGCGUAAAGAACCCAGGAAAAUCAUCAGCAGCAUGUCGCUCAACGAUGACGUGCAGCUCAACAAGGCCGAGAAGGCCUGGAAGCCCUCGGUGAAGAAAUCCACUCGUAGCCGUGGCGCUGAAGAAGAAGAAGAAGGAGAAGGAGGAGUAGGAGGAGGGGGAGGAGGAGACACUGAACAGGCCAAGACUCAGGAGCUGUUCAAGCGUCUGCGCAGUAUCCUCAACAAGCUGACUCCUCAGAAGUUUCAGGAGCUGAUGAAACAGGUGACGGAGCUGACCAUAGACACGGAGGAGCGGUUGAAGGGAGCCAUUGACCUCAUCUUUGAGAAGGCCAUCUCAGAGCCCAACUUCUCUGUGGCCUACGCCAACAUGUGCCGCUGCCUUAUGGGAUUGAAAGUCCCCACUUCAGACAAGCCAGGAGUUUUUGUCAACUUCCGUAAAUUGCUGCUCAACCGCUGCCAGAAAGAGUUUGAGAAGGACCAGGAUGAUGAUGAGAUCUUUGAGAAGAAGCAAAAAGAGAUGGAGGCCUCCAAAGACGAUGAAGAGCGUGAGCGCUUGAGGGUGGAGCUGGAAGAGUCCAGGGACACGGCCCGCCGCCGCUCACUGGGUAACAUAAAGUUCAUAGGCGAGCUCUUUAAGCUGAAGAUGCUGACAGAGGCCAUCAUGCACGACUGUGUGGUGAAACUACUUAAGAAUCAUGAUGAAGAGUCCCUGGAGUGUCUCUGCAGGCUGCUCUCCACUAUUGGCAAAGACCUGGACUUUGAAAAGGCCAAGCCUCGUAUGGAUCAGUAUUUCAACCAGAUGGACAAGAUCAUUAAAGAGAGAAAGACCUCCUCCAGAAUUCGCUUCAUGCUGCAAGACGUCUUGGACCUCAGGAGGAGUAACUGGGUGCCUCGUAGAGGAGACCAGGGUCCUAAAACAAUCGACCAAAUCCACAAGGAGGCUGAGAUGGAGGAGCACAGGGAACAGAUCAAAGUCCAGCAGCAGCUCAUGUCUAAGAAAGAGGGAGGAGGAGGAGGCGGAGGCGGAGGCAGGAUGGGAGGGAACAUGGGGGGCAGAGGCCCUCACACACCAGGAGGUGGCCGGGUCGCCCAGCCUCAGGAUGAGGGCUGGAACACUGUGCCCAUCUCCAAGAACAGACCUAUCGACACCACCCGCCUUAGCAAGAUCACUAAGCCUGGUGCUCUGGACUUCAACAAUCAACUGUUGGCGCCAGGAGGCAAAGGCAUGUGGGGUAGCUGGGGCAAAGGCAGCAGUGGAGGAACUGGAGCCAAACCAGCAAGUGGAGAGCAGGAUUCCGGUCGUCCAACUACCAGCACCCUCAACCGUUUCUCAGCCCUGCAGCAGUCUGGUUCAUUGUUGUCUUCAUCAGACUCUGAUCGCAGAGUUCCUCAGAGGUCGAGCUCCAGUCGUGAGCGUGGUGGCGACAGGGAAAGGGGCGACCGCGAGAGGGAUCGGUUUGACCGAUUGGAUCGCAAUGAGGGACGGGAAGGUCGCGACGACAGGAGCAACCGGAACCAAAUCACCAAGAGAAGCUUCAGCAGAGAGUCACAGGAGCGCGGCGGAAGGGGUGGCGACAGCCGGGCAUCGACUGAGCCUGUGCGUCGCGUCGCCAGCAUGACCGACGACAGGGAAAGAGGAAGCAGAGACCGAGGAAGCAGAGACAGAGGAAGCAGAGACCGAGGAAGCCGGGACAGGGGUCCAAGCAAAGACCUCACAGCUAAGCGUGAGAGCGCCCCCACUCCUCCUCCUUCUCUUCCUAAAGCUGGUCUGACUGAGGAGGAGGUGGAGAAGAAGACGAAUGCUAUCAUUGAAGAAUACCUCCACAUCAAUGACUUGAAGGAGGCGUUGCAGUGUGUGGCAGAGCUCAACAGUUCUGCGCUGCUCUAUGUGUUUGUGCGGAACGGCGUGGAGUCGACGCUUGAGCGCAGCACCAUUGCUAGAGAGCACAUGGGCCUGUUGCUGCAACAACUUGUAAAGGCAGGGACAUUGCCCACACAGCAGUACUACAAAGGGCUACAAGAGAUCCUGGAAGCAGCAGAAGACAUGGCCAUAGAUAUACCUCACAUCUGGCUCUACCUGGCUGAACUCAUUACCCCCAUGCUCCAUGAGGGAGGCAUCCCUAUGGGACAGCUCUUCAGGGAGAUCUCAAAGCCUCUCGUGCCUCUGGGGAAGGCCGCCGUGCUGCUGGUACAGAUCCUCAAGCUGCUCUGCAACGGAAUGACCCCGAAGAAGGUCGGAGCCAUGUGGACAGAGGCUGGGCUGAACUGGAGUGAUUUUCUGCCUAAGGACGAAGACGUCAACAAGUUUGUCACCGAGCAGAAAGUGGAUUUCACCACAGGAGAGGAGACGGAGUCAAAGGAAGUGGAUAAGAAGAAAGUCCUGAGUGGAGAAGAGCUCAGCAAACAGCUGGACAGACUCCUUCAGGACAAAGCCAACAACCAGCGUAUCCGAGACUGGGUUGAGGCUAACAUGGACGAGCAGCAGAUGGCUUCCAACCAGUUCGUACGAGCACUGAUGACAUCAGUGUGUCAGUCUGCCAUCAUAUGCGACAACCCGUACAGGGUGGACGCACGGCAGAUCAACCAGAGGGCCAGUCUGCUGCAGAAAUACCUGUGUGAUGAGCAAAAAGAGCUGCAGGCCCUUUACGCCCUCCAGGCUCUGAUGGUGCACAUGGAGCAGCCUGCAAACCUGCUGCGGAUGUUCUUCGAUGCCCUGUACGAUGAGGACGUAAUUAAAGAGGAGGCCUUCUACAAGUGGGAAUCCAGCAAAGACCCCGCAGAGCAAACAGGCAAAGGUGUGGCCUUGAAAUCCGUCACCGCCUUCUUCACCUGGCUCCGUGAGGCAGAGGAGGAGUCUGACAAGGAAUAAAAGACUGAACUGAAAGCUGCCCCCCCUCCCUAUGGCAAAGGCGGGGGCUCUGCAGGCGGCUGUCGAGAGUCAUGGACAAUAUUGCCAGAGAGGCAGACUCGAAAUCAAUCCUCAGUGAGGAUAAAUCUUUAUUAUUUUCUCUUUUCUUUGAGGGAUGGACUCAGAAAACAAUCAUUUCUCUCUCCCCUCCCUCUCUUGCUUCCUCAUUAUUUCCCCACCUGCUUGUCACAGCAAGUGUCCUAAUCAAAUAAACUUGAAAACUGAUUCAGCAGGAUUGCUUGUUAACAAGGUGUGAAGUAUCCCACAUCACUACGAAACUCUUUUUGUCACAAUAAUCCAAACCAACAGGCUGCUUUUCUAUGGUUAUAAUGCCUAACAACCUAUCUGGUCUGCAAGAAUAAACAGCAGGGCGUGUGGUGUAGUGGGUUCCCUGAUGCGUGGGUAUCAUCAUGCCAUAAUGUGUGUUCAAUCCAAACACAGCUCUUCUAUGUCUUUGUCCCUUACUGGAGUGUGCAGCAUGUCUGAAGUGUGUUUCUAUUAAUUAUACAGGGGGGCGAAACGUUGGUAGACAAAAUGUACAUGAACUAAUCUUAAUUUGAUGGAUGGAGUUUUUAAAGCAAAGGUUGUCUAUUUUCUCUUCCUGUUUCCUAUCAUGAACUUAAAGAGGACAGAAACACGGAGGACUGAUGUUGACCUUUGACCUUGACUACUAGGGGGUGGUCUUAAUGCUUCCUCUAAGCCAUCCUCACCCAUCCCCAGUAGUGAACCACACUGACUCUUCAUCUUUACCUCUUCUGUACUUAAACCCGAGCUGUCAUAAAGGACACUUAUUGACCCAAUCACCAUUAAAACUUGAAGUCUACAGAAAAUUGACUUGAUGAAAUAUAUAGAGUUGAAAAAAAAACAAAAAAAAAAAAAAAAAACAACAAAAAAACAAAAACAAACAAACACCACAGAAAUGAUCCGAAAGCCUUUUCUACUUUAAGUGGAAACUCAUUUCAGGAGCGUUCUGUAAAUAUAUAAUAUUAAUGAUAAUAAUUAAAAAAAACGAACUUUUUUUUUCCAGUUUUAUUUUUCAGAAACAAUAAAUUGCUGAUGUAAUUGCAGUGUAUCCUUUUCCAACAGCAGUUGUCCGGAUGCAGAGAGGUGCUUUAGAUAAUCCAUUGAUUAUUAGUUUUAUUGGAAUUUUGUAAAUAUUUUUUUGCUUUCUUUAUUUAAGAAAUUAUUGCUUCUUUUGCAUCGGAAACUGGAAACAUGAGGUAACGGAACAUUGCAAAUAAAGGACUUAUUAAGUUGCUGAGCAGAGUUUUGUUAUAAAUCUGUCAAACAUGUUGGAUGUUCCAGUCAUUUUAUAGUUGUGUAUGUUGUGGAUAUGGCUGGUUAUUGGGGACUCAUCAGUCUGAUACUGACCUUAUAAAGCAGAUCGGGUUUCAGCCAUGACUUCACCAAAUCACAUUAAAUACACUUUGUGUCAUAAACCUUCA
Molecule: messenger RNA, 7256 nt
Organism: Seriola aureovittata
Lineage: Eukaryota; Metazoa; Chordata; Actinopteri; Carangiformes; Carangidae
Gene: eif4g1a
Product: eukaryotic translation initiation factor 4 gamma, 1a
Exons: 33
Coding region: 493-5772 (1759 amino acids)
Cellular component (GO): eukaryotic translation initiation factor 4F complex
Molecular function (GO): protein binding; mRNA binding; translation initiation factor activity
Source: RefSeq, a predicted model, not a curated record